AUGGCUCGUGGGAAGAUCCAGAUCAAGAGAAUAGAGAACCAAACAAACAGGCAGGUGACUUAUUCCAAGAGAAGAAAUGGGCUCUUCAAGAAAGCUCAUGAACUCACUGUUCUUUGUGAUGCUGAGGUUUCAAUUAUCAUGAUCUCCAGUACUCAGAAGAUCCAUGAAUAUAUUAGCCCUACAAGCACGACAAAGCAGCUGUUUGAUCGGUAUCAGAAGGUUGCUGGGGUCGAUCUUUGGAUCACCCACUACGAGAAAAUGCAAGAGAACUUGAGGAAGCUGAAGGAUAUUAAUAAGAAUCUUCGAAGCCAGAUUAGGCAAAGAAUGGGAGAGAGCUUAAAUGAUCUAAACUACGAUCAAAUCGUUAACCUUGUUGAAGAUGUGGAUGAUUCUCUGGGGAAGAUUCGUGACAGAAAGUACAAAGUGAUUGACAACCAGAUCCAGACUAGCAAGAAAAAGUUAAGAAAUGUUGAAGAAAUUCACAGAAAUAUACUACUGGAAUUUGAUGCAAGACAGGAGGAUCCACAUUAUGGAUUAGUUGAUAAUGAAGUGGAUUAUAAUUCGGUUCUUGGAUUUCCCAAUGGAGGCCCUCGCAUAUUUGCUUUACGUCUCCCGUCUAAUCAUCACCCUAAUCUUCACAGUGGAGGAGGCUCAGAUCUUACGACAUUUGCUUUGCUCGAGUGA
Fraxinus pennsylvanica is the source of this 684-nucleotide messenger RNA. The record is from the annotation of a GenBank genome assembly. Lineage: Eukaryota; Viridiplantae; Streptophyta; Magnoliopsida; Lamiales; Oleaceae.